Molecule: messenger RNA, 2301 nt
Organism: Cokeromyces recurvatus
Lineage: Eukaryota; Fungi; Mucoromycota; Mucoromycetes; Mucorales; Mucoraceae
Exons: 4
Coding region: 1-2301 (766 amino acids)
Source: RefSeq, a predicted model, not a curated record
AUGCGAGAUUCUCUUUUUAAACUAUUUGGCUCUAUCAGACUUAUACAAGAAGUAACAAGGUCAAAUCGGGAUUCACCAUCUCAUCAUUCAGAUUCUGCUCUUCUUGAAGAUAAUACCCCCAUGCCUAUUGCUAAUUCAGAUAAUGAUGCCAAUAAUGUUAACAUUAAUAAUCUAAUAUCUAAUGAGUCAAUAAAAGAAAAUAAUGUUAAUGAAAAUCAACAAAAUACAACAUUAGAACCACAAGAGCAAAAACAAGAACAUCAUAUAGAACCAAUACAAAAUCAAAAGGAACAAAAAAAUCAAAAGUUAACCUCUCAAACACAUACACAACCGCUUAUACAUCCUACUUCUUCUUCUCUCUUAUCACAACAAUUAACUCGUUGGUCUGUCUCGCAACCUAUACCCAUUACUUUUAGUACUUUUUCAACACCUAAUGUAGUAUCACCUCGUAAUGUUAGAAAUUUCUUGUUAAACAUGCCUUCAUCUACUACUCCUUCAUCAACAACAACAUUAACAACUAUAGUUAAACCUCAUACUCGAAGAAAUUCUAAAUACAUCAUUCGUCAUCAUCGUACUCGUCAACUUUCUUUUAAUUCCAGUAAUGCCAGUUUUUGUUCUAGUACCUCUAUACGUAAACAUCAUACCACUUAUGGUAGCAGUCAUGGUCACACAGCCAAUCUGCAACUAGAAGACCAACAAAAGAGUAAAUCUCAUAAAAUUCUUUGCUUAUGGCCUUUGCCUAUCGUAACAAGAUAUAUGAUUCUUAUUGCUCUUCUUGUUUCUACUCUUAAUUCUCUAAACAUCUUGAAUUUAUCAUGUUCUUCACCUUCUUUUGUCCUUUAUCGUCUGGACAUAAAAAAUUUGGUAUUUUCUCCUUUUUUAUUUGAUUGGACCUUACCGAGUAUCAUGCUCUAUGGUUGGAAUGUCUUAAUUUUAGGUCUCUUUGAGGAAUCAUUAUCUCAUAUCGUGAGUGGGACGCGACGAUUUAUAGAAUUACUUGUCGUUUUGUUUACGUCUGUAUCUAGUUUACGUGUCUUGUUAGGUUUUUUAUUUUCAAAAUCGACAGGUUGGGCUUUUCCUUCUUUAUUUUUUAGUGAUUCUAUGCAUGAGUGUAGCCAAGGUCUAUCUCCGUUCUUAUUUGCUUUGUUGGUAGUUCAGUCACUCUGUAUUGACGAUAAAUAUAUAUUAAUUUAUGGACAAGAAGAUUCUAAUCAUAAAGUAACAGUACGUAAAGUGACAUUACAACUGUUCAUGUGUCUCAUCAACUAUACAGUUCGAAAUAUUCUUUGGUGGUCUUUAUCUGGUUUGAUAACAGGCUUCCUGGCUACGAUUGCCCUUCAAACGCUCUUGGCUCAUGAAAAACGAGAAGAUUCAGGUAAAGUAAAAGACGUAAUGGAGUUUAUUACCCUUGAAAGAUAUCGACGUACUCCACUUUGGAGAUUGAUUUGGUCCAGUAUGAAAAAAUCAGUCAUGGUAGUCACCCUAACUUUACCCGUCUUGAUGGCCUUGAAUUCUUAUUAUACACAAGAGACUUUAGUUACGUCGAGUGAGUUGAGUACGAUUAUGUCCAAUGAUGAUCAAUAUCUCUUCACCCUUGUCUUCAUGACCGCACCUCGACGAGGUGAUCCAGCUUAUCUGACAAGAACCAUUGAAACCUAUCUGGCCAAUUGGCCAGAGGACCCUUCCCCAGAUUCACCUUAUAGUCAUAUGCAAGCUAUCAUCUAUACUCAUUUCUCAAAUCAUUCUCAAUAUGAUCUCGCCCAAGAUUAUUUUUCAAAGACGACUAAAGGUCAACGUUAUUUAAGAUGGAUACAAGAAGAAGGUAAAGAUUGGAAUCAACGACUUCAUGUCUCAAAGGCUUUAGAUUAUGUAACAAAUACAUAUCAAAGUACCUAUUAUGCAUUAAUGGAAGAUGAUUUCCCUGUGUGUGGUCAACGUGAAUGGCAUGAAAUUGAAAAUAUUAUUUACCAAGCACAUCAAACGAGACCAAAUCAUUGUGGGAUAUUUGUUGGAACAGGUGGAAGCGGUCUUUUCUUGAAACCAGAUGUAGCACGUUUAACGUCAAAAUUAUUAUUAAAAUAUGCAGAUAUGCCACCUGAUAUUAUUAUUCAGAAAUGUUUAAGGGGUCAAUUACCAGAAUGUUCCUUUUGUACUGAUUCAUUAAUUACAAGUAAAACUUUACUCAUGUAUCAUAUUGGUUAUAAUACUUCUACUAGUGCAGAUAGAGUUUAUAAAAAAGAUGAAUUUCAAUGUGGCUGGCGUCAUCCUUUUAAUGGUGAUCCCAGUGUAAUAACAAUUUAA